Molecule: messenger RNA, 2738 nt
Organism: Chelonus insularis
Lineage: Eukaryota; Metazoa; Arthropoda; Insecta; Hymenoptera; Braconidae
Product: nuclear pore complex protein Nup93-like
Exons: 3
Coding region: 132-2636 (834 amino acids)
Biological process (GO): poly(A)+ mRNA export from nucleus; protein import into nucleus
Cellular component (GO): nuclear pore
Molecular function (GO): structural constituent of nuclear pore
Source: RefSeq, a predicted model, not a curated record
CUUUUCAAUGGUGAUUGACUUUAUAAAAACAUAUUCUAUUUUGGCGGUUUAUUAAAGAGGUUAUCGAAAAAGAAGUAUUUGCCGGUUAAUGUUGAUUCAUUACAUGUUUUUAUAAUAACAAAAAAUUAAUAAUGGGUGAUUCUGACUUUAAUGAGUUGCUAAGAUCUGCAGAACAGCUUUCUGCUGCUGUUGAAGCAACUGGUGAACCACAAGUUGAAAGAAAUUUAAGACAAAUUUUGGAAGCUUCUAAUGAGCUUUGGUCUCGUGUUACUCAAACUAGUAAUCAAGAUACACAAGUUCAUGCGCAUCUUUUAUUGGGUUCUCGAGGAGUAGAUUUACCUCAAAUUUCCCAAAAACUCAAUUCCCUCAGUGCACGACGAACAUUUGAACCAUUGGAUCCUAUUGCAGACACAGAUAUUGUUGGUUAUUUAAGAAAUGAAAAGGAAAAUGCAAUUUUAUCUAUUAUUGAACAAGUUCAUAAAGAUACUUUUGAGCUGAAUCGAAUUCAACAAAUGGAACAUAUGCUUGGAGAAUGGAAACAAAUGCGUUUUGAAAUAAUUAACGCUAUGACUGCUCCUUCUGGAGAACUAGUAGAUCUGAGAGGUACUCCUCAAAGAACAAAACUAGCUGGUUCUAUGGUUAGCUCAUUAUCGAAUGUGGAAAUGGCUUAUGCUAAAGAAUUACAAAUUUAUAAUGAUCAUAUUUCAAGAGGAAUAUCAAAACCGAAUCUUUUUAAUGCAUUUUCAAAGGCUGCCGAGUCUUUCAAUGAUAAAAAAGUUGUAGAUAUGUGGAAUAUGGUUAAAGUUAUGGUUAACCUUCCACCAACAACUAAAGGAGAUCAAAUAAAAUCAAGAACUAGUCCAGAAAUUGAACAAAAAAUUGUAGAGCAAGCAAAAAAAUAUUUAGAAAAUCGUUACAAAGAAUUUAUGAAUUCUUUAGUCAGUGAAAAUUUAGCUCAAGCUAAACGAGGAGGAAUUCCUGGGACUUUGCCAUUAGUUAAAAGUUUUGUUGGUAUAAAGGUUCAAAAUGUACGUGAUUUAGAGGAUGCAGUAGUUGACGACAAACCUCUUUGGCCUUUAGUUUAUUAUUGCAUGAGAGCCGGAGAUUUUAAAGCUGCAUUGGAAUGUCUAAAUCAGUGUGGAUCUGGGCAGCAAGAAUUUAAUAGACAAAGUCUUGAUGAAAGUUUAGAAAAUUCUCGACGUCCUAAUAGUCGUGGAUGGUCUUUUCAAGAAUUUAAACAAGCUCUUGAAGAAGCCAUUGAAAAUCCUCAACGCCGGCCUACAAAUCGCGGAGAAUCAACCGUUAAAUUACAUUAUCGAAAACAUGUACGAUCUUCAACAGAUCCUUACAAAAGAGCAGCUUAUUGUGCACUUGUUCCUUGUGAUCCAGAAGAUUUACACGCAGAAGUUAUGUCUACUGCAGAUGAUUAUUUGUGGCUUAAACUUUGUCAAGUUAGAGAUUAUAUUGAUACUGAAAACAAAUUGACAUUAGAUAGUCUACAAACAACAAUAUUAGAAGUUUAUGGAGAAUCAUAUUAUCAUGCUCACGAACAGCCAUUUUUGUACUUUUCAAUGUUAUUCUUAACUGGUCAAUUUGAAGCAGCUAUUGAAUUUCUCGCCAGAGGUGCUGAUGCAAAAUAUUUACCUCAUGCUGUUCAUUUAGCAGCAACUAUGAAUGAACAUAAUCUUUUAGCAGUUAGCCAGAGUAUUUUAGCACCUUUAAUUACAGUAGAUCCUGCAGAUAAACCUCCUUCGAAAAGAUUGAACUUUGCACGGCUCAUACUUCUUUACGUAAAACGUUUUGAAUCUUCAGAUCCUAAAGAGAGUCUUCAUUAUUUAUUUUUAUUAAGAAAUAUGAAAGAUCCUUAUGGUAGAAAUAUGUUUGCUGUUGCUGCUGCUGAUAUGGUUGUAGAUUCUACACCAGAAAAUCGAACAUUAUUAGUUGGAAAAAUUGAAAAAGAUUGGAGACUUCCUGGUAUAUUAGAUCGAUUUCAAAUUAAUGUUGAAGAUGUUAUUAAUAUUUGUGCGGAAACUUUAUAUAAAAAGGGACUUUUGGAAGAUGCUGUAACAAUGUAUGAUUUAGCUGGUAAUUAUCAAAAGGUUUUGAGCUUAUUGUGUAUACUACUAGCACAAAUUGUGAGUCACAAAAAUACUCCUGGUUCAUUGAGAUCACGAUUACAAGUCGUUACUACUGAUAUUAGUUUAAGAUAUCAAGGAAUUGCUGCUCAAGUACCCGCUGAAUUAGUUGCAGCUUUUUAUACUCUUCGAGAUUUGAUGAUAUUUUUUGAUCAAUUCCAUAAUGAACAAUAUCAAACAGCAUUGAGAACAAUUGCAGAUUCAAAAUUACUUCCUCUUCAUGUAAAAGAAGUUGAUGAACGAGUGACUGCUUUAAGAAGAGUAUCUCCAGAAGUUGCUGGAACAUUAUCAGAUGUACUUCUGGCUACAAUGACAAUUCUUUAUAGACAGUAUCAAAAAUUACGAUCUGCUGAACCUGGUGAUGAAAAUGCUCGAGAACAACAACUAAAAGAUUUAAGAGAACAAGCACGAGCGUUGACGAGUUUUGCAGGUACUAUACCCUACAGGAUGCCAAACGAAACAAAUAGUAAACUCGUACAAAUGGAAAUAUUGAUGCAUUAAUAAAAUGUAAUUAUUAAUUUACAUCUAAACACCUCAUUUAUAUUAUUAUUUUUUUAAUAAUUACUUGAUGUAAUAAAUAUUUUCAAAUAUAAAUAAAUAAAA